CGUUCCGCACAUGCACGGUAGGCAGCGGCCGCAGCUUGGGCGCUCGCGCUGGGUCGCGAAGUGCCGGCUGCUCUGCUACCGUCAGGUAUGAAGGGCUGGGGUCUUACAGCUUCCUUCUUCUCGCUCGAGCGCCAUGGAAUGCCUGCGGAGCCUGGCCCAGCUCCUGCCCCGCGCGGUGAGGUUGCCCCGGCGCACCCAGUGCGCUCUGGCCUUGGGCUUGACCUCCGGGACUCGCCCCGUUGCCGCCUGCGGCUGCGCUGCCCAACUGCUCGGAAGGAGGUGGGCCGCGCCGCUGUACGGGCCCCGCUGGCUCCCCACGACAGGUGAAAUUCACCGGUAUAGAACUUCUGAUGUCUCUCAAGCCACUUUAGCCAGUGUAGCCCCGGUGUUUACUGUGACAAAAUUUGACAAAGGGGGAAAGGUUACUUCUUUUGAAAGGAAGAAAACUGACUUAUAUCAAGAAUUAGGUCUUCAAGCCAGAGAUUUGAGGUUUCAGCAUUUAAUGAGCAUCACAACCAGAAGCAAUAGGAUUAUCAUGAGAAUGGAGUAUUUGAAAGCUGUGAUAACUCCAGAGUGUCUUCUGAUACUAGAUUAUCGUAAUUUAAAUUUAGAGCAGUGGCUGUUCCGGGAACUCCCUUCACAGUUGGCUGGAGAGGGUCAACUUGUUACAUACCCUUUACCUUUUGAAUUUAGAGCUAUAGAAGCGCUCCUGCAAUAUCGGAUCAACACUCUUCAGGGGAAACUUAGCAUUUUGCAACCACUGAUCCUUGAGACGUUGGAAGCUUUAGUGGAUCCCAAACAUUCUUCCAUAGACAGAAGCAAACUGCACAUCUUACUACAAAAUGGCAAAAGCCUGUCAGAGUUAGAAACAGAUAUUAAAAUCUUCAAAGAGUCCAUUUUGGAGAUCUUGGAUGAAGAAGAGUUGCUGGAAGAGCUCUGUCUGACAAAGUGGAGUGACGCACAAGUCUUUGAAAAGAGCAGUGCUGGGAUUGACCAUGCAGAAGAGAUGGAGUUGCUGUUGGAAAACUACUACCGAUUAGCUGAGGAUCUUUCCAAUGCAGCUCGGGAACUUAGGGCACUGAUUGAUGAUUCACAGAGUAUCAUAUUCAUCAACUUAGACAGCCACCGUAAUGUGAUGAUGAGGUUGAACCUACAGUUGACCAUGGGAACCUUCUCUCUUUCGCUCUUUGGACUAAUGGGAGUUGCUUUCGGAAUGAAUUUGGAAUCUUCCCUUGAGGAGGACCAUAGAGUGUUUUGGCUGAUCACAGGAAUUAUGUUUAUGGGAAGUGGCCUCAUCUGGAGGCGCUUGCUGUCAUUCCUUGGACGACAGCUAGAAGCUCCUUUGCCUCCUCUGAUGGCCUCUUUACCUAAAAAGACACUGCAGGCAGAUAGAAGGACGGAAAUGAAACACAGCUUCAGGCCGGAUGGACUUGAAUCAAGCAGGAGUGUCCUAACAAACCGUUAGGCACAGCCCGGUGGAAACUGAAUUAUUUUUUUACGGUAGUCACAGGAAAAUUCUGAUAUUCUUCUAUUAUUUUCUUUUAUAAGAGUCAGAGACUUGGGGGGAAAAUCACUGACAUUUAAAUUAUAGUGUCUGAUGUUAAAAAUAUUAUGGCAGUCACAGUACUAGAACUUAAUUGCAUUUUCAGGAUUCCGAGUAAAGAAACAAAGCGCUUGCUUUGUAAGAGGCCAAAGUUCUAUUUCCUACAAACUUAAGAAGCUGUUUUUAUAGACAUGUAAGGCAUGGAGAGAUUAACUUAACACAAGAAUAGAUUGUGGUAUCAAUUUUAUUUAAUUUAUACAUGUCAACAAAAGUGCAACCUCAUGCCAAUUGAAGCCUGGAAACUUGACAAGCCCACAGUUCUGAGACCAGGUAGCCAUAGUUCUUAGUACAAGGAAUCACAUUCUUGUGAAUUUGUCACUCUCAGGUGACUGAAAAGCUAGCAGAAUAUAUAUUUACCUUAAAACAGACUCUGGGAGUUUGUGCUUUAAACCAGUCUUUGACAUAACCUUAUUUUCUUGUAUUUGCCCCCUUUUUAUAUAAGGAAUAAAAAAAAGGAAAUGAGUUUAAUGUCAGCUUUAUAUAGAUUCCAGUUAAUCAGAAUUUUACUUCCUCAACCAAUGAAACUAUUGUUCUUUGCUUGACUAUAAUUAAAGCUUUCGGAAAUUGAGCUGAAAGAAAGAAUUUCCAUUCUAUUACUGCUUUAUAACUGUUUUGGUCAUUCCCUGGUUUUUAGAACAGAUAGACAUGUCACCCCAAAAAGGAAAAUAUAUGUAGCCUAGUUAAUCUAUUUGCCUACACCUCAGAGGUUGACAGAUGGGCUUCCUAAAACAAGAGGGUAGAUAAACUUUAAAAUUGUGAUACCUUUUUGUUUUCACAAUCAGAUUUGGGUUUAAAACAAAUGACUGAUAUUUGUAUGUCUCAAAGCUCCUAUCCUACUUAACAUCUUCUGCCUCUUUUAAUAUUGGGUUUAUAAACCCGAACAAACUUUUUGGCCAACCCAAAUUAUUUUCUGGAGGUUAAGUACAGUUAUGCAAUAGAACAUGACAGUUAUAUUUGCCUCUAAAAGAUGCAUAGAAGAUUCUGGAGUGUUCAGAGCAGCUCUUGCACUACAAAUUUAGUAAUAAAAUAAAUAUGCAUACUCUGAUGAUGUUGUAUACCUGAUACCCUAAUAUGUCAUAUGAGGGAGUUUAGGGGUCCAUUUACAAGGUGGUUUAGUGCUAGGAAUAAAAAUGCUCUUCUAGUAGCUGAUCUGAAAGAAAACAAAGUUACAAGUAUUAGGUUUUCCCUGUUCCCAUGUCUGGUUAUGAGAGGACAUUAGAAUAGCAUGAAACAGGCUGGGCUUGUCUUGGAGCACACUUUAUGGUGUGGUUGUUGGAAUGUGAAUAGCAUCAUACAUCUGUUUGAUGAUUUCCAAGAUGAAGUAUCUUUGACAAUAUUUAUAUUUCACAGGGCACUCUUCUUUGGUACACCUCAGAGCACUCUGCUGCUAUUUUUGAUCUUAGGUCAUCACUGUAAAAUAAGGUAAUAAAUAUCACUUAACUGUGACAUAUGACGAAUUGGAAGUCCAGAGGGCAAAAUUUGAUUUGCUUAAGAUCAGGCAUGGGAUAGAAUUUUGGUCUUUUUUUCUUUCUGAUGUUGCUUAGUUUGUGGGCUUACAUAAAAAUUUUUGAUGAGUCAUGUCGCAUCAAUAAAUGGGAAAAUAAAUGCAACUACCUCAUAAGUCUGAUAAAAGGAAGGUACUAAUGGUUUAUAAAUUUCUUGAAGGUGGUUAAAUCAAGUAUGAUUUCCAGAUGUCAGCUAGCUCUGCUUUGGUGAUAGGUAGCAGGAUGCUUCUUAUAUUAAAGAGCCCUCAAAUAAUAGAUUAUGCCAAAAAAAAAAAAUGUUCAGCAGUUUUAAAUUUUGAAUUUAAAUAGACGGAGUACAUAAACUAUUUGUAAGUAAGGUGAAAGAAUACCAAACAUUCAGUUAUGAGUAAGCAGGCAUUCUGAUUCUGUUUAACAUGUAUAAGUACAAGGAAUGAUAUUCUUAACAGAUUGCCUUUGUAAGGCCUUUAAGAAAAUGACGUCAUUUUCAGAUGCUAUUAACACUUGCUUCAUCCUUGAUAGACUGAUAACCACUAAAUAGUCAUAUUAAAAAGCCGUUUAUUUUGGUGAGUUAUUCCAAGAGUUGUACAAGCUUUGUGUUUUGGAAUUGCAAUAUUAAACUCACUUUAAAUUCAGGAUUUAUUGUCAUUACCUUAGUAAUAGCUAUGCAGAUGGAGCAUGGAAUAGGGAAUUCAAAGACCUGAGUUUAUUCCCAAACUCACUUCAAAUCUCUGUAGGUCUGUGAUACAGAGGCAUAGAACAAUUUCAGUCUUGAAGCCUUGAUGAAAGUUUUUGCAUAUACAGGUAAUAGAUAAAAAUUGCAAAUAUGUAAAUGUGUUCUGAUAUCUUAAAGGUAAUUUUGAGUUCAAUUGUGUAAGUUCAGAUUUGUGUUCAGGAGAGAUGAAAUCCCUAAAGUAUUUUUAAGUAUUUCAGAAUCAAUGCUUAGAACUACAGUUAAUACUUAGUAGAGUGAAAAUUUAAUCCACCUGUUAGGAUAAUACAUUAGACUGUCAGGUAUUAGACUUUUUUCCUGUAUGCUGGGUUUUCACAUAUUUGCCAUAUACACAGUAGAAGUACAAUUUAUAUAAUUUUGAAUAUGGGGUUAGUAUGGUUUAAUAUCCUAUAUGAAAACCUGCUUCUAACUUUGUAAAUUUUAACCUUCUCCUGCUGCUUGCUAUGUGGUAUGUUCAGGCAUUGAGAAAAUAAAAAUCCUCAGGUAAAGAAUAAUCAUGUUUUAAACAUAGGCCCUAUCAUUUAGUAAAGCAUAACACUUUCUAUAAUAAUAGCAAUAUGAAGGUAUGCAUCCUCCUAAUCCAAUAGUGAAAAGAUGCCUUUACUAAAAUGCAGUGUCAUUAGCUUGUUCUACACUCAGACUUCUCAAUUCAUAAAAACUCAUAAUUACAACUAAUUUCUGGUCCCCUAAAAAUAAACUUCCUUUUAAUUAAAAAUAAUUCUUCAAAUAGGUUGAGCUGCCAAUAAUUGUUAACCAAAAACCACACGGUGUUUCUGUGUGCUUUUUGCUGUGCCGUAGGGGAACCAUGCAGCUAGUAUACCUCUUUAAGAAAGAUGAGACUGUCCCAGGAGUGAUCCAGAGGUCCUAUCUCGGUAUGUGCCUGUUUAUGCUGUUUUCCUAUAUACAUACUCACCUUAUGCUCACAAUUGUAAUUCUACUAGCUAUUCCUUGAUUUCUGAUUUAGCUUACUCUUCAGCUGAAUUCCUGUCUCCUUUGACCAGUCUCUGUACUGCCUCUAGAGAAGCUGAGAGAAGGGCUCUGGUCAUUGUUUAUUUUCUCCUGCUUUUUAGUAUCAUUUCACUAGUGUCAGAAGAAAGAGGUUCUACCCUGACUGAUAGAGAAUCAACUAGUUACUGUUUAUGGAUAACAGUGCCUGCAGAUUUUUAGUGAAGCUGAAAUCCUAUGGUACGUUUCCUUCCCCUUAAAUAUGCCACCCUGCAGGACUGGCAGAUGAGAUGUACUCUGCUAAAACCAGCCCAGAAACAAGGACAGCCAAGACCUGCUUCACUCCUCUUGGUCCCUUGCAGUAGCCUCUGGCUCAGGACAGAUCUCUCUUCUUUCUGCUCUAGUUCUGUUGGCACAGCUUGUGGCAGCCUAAUACCACCCAAGGCUUUGUGGGAUGACCUAGUUCACUAAGUUCAUCUGCUGUUAGAACAGUCAUUUCUCCGAAAGCAUCUGAGGGCACAUGAUCAUAGAGCUCCCAAACCUUGAGCCUGCCUGGAAAACACACUAUUAAUAGCCUUUGAAAACGCACCAUGGGGCUUCUCUGGUGGCACGGUGGUUAAGAAUCUGCCUGCCAAUGCAGGGGACACAAGUUCAAGCCCUGGCCCUGGAGGAUCCCACAUGCUGCGGAGCAACUAAACCCGUGCACCACAACUACUGAGCCUGCGCUCUAGAACCCACGAGCCAUAACUACUGAAGGCCACGAGCCUAGAGCCCGUGCUCUGCAACAAGAGAAGCCACCGCAAUGAAAAGGCCACGCACUGCAACGAAGAGUAGCCCCAGCUCGCCGCAACUAGAGAAAGCCCGCGCACAGCAACGAAGACCCAAAGCAUCCAAAAAUAAAUUUAUAAAAAAACCCACCAUGUUAUUUUAUCAACUUGAAAUAAGGGGAAGGGCUGCUUUUUUUUGGUAGUUUUUCUUUCAUUUUUUUCAGGAGGUACUUACUUCAGGAGAAAUCAAUACGUAUUGGGCCUGAAAGAAAGUGAUGAGAAAGGGAGACUAUUAAUAUUAUUACUGUUCACGGGGGUUUUUUUAAACCAAUUUUAAUUACACCCUUACAUUCACAUUUCUUCAUUUUAGAGAAGCCCUUUGUCACCAGAAAUUCCGCUUAUAGUUUAGCUCAGAAAAAUAGAUGUAUAAAAAUGUUUAUAUGUGAAUAUCUUACUAUAACAGCAAAAAUUUGAAAUGGACUAAGUGACUAAUAAUCACUUAAAUAAUGAUUAAACUGGUUUAUCUACAGAUAAAAUACUAGGUAUCUGGUAGAUAUAUUGUAUAAGACUAUAGGAAGGCAUAGAAAACAAAGUUGUAUACAAAAUCGUGUACAAUAUGGUCACCACGGUUAAUAAGAUACCCACUACACUGCGUAAGAGGGCACUUCAGAAUCAGCUCUUGGUUCAAGUCUCUGUUCUGCUAUUUCCUAGCAGUGUGACCUGUAACAACUUCCUUCCCCAAUCUUCCAUUUCUUUAUAAUGGGUAUAAAAUACCAAAUUAACAGCUUUGAUGCGGAUUAGAUUUUUUUAUGUGUAGCAUAGCGCUAGCCACAGAGUGAAUGCACAAAUGGUAGCAAUUAAGUUCAUAGCAAAAAAAUACGAGAAGGAUACACAUCAAAAGGUUAAUAGGCGUUAUCUCUGUAGAGUAGAAUUCUAGGUAGAUUUUUUUCUUCUUUGAACUGUGUAUUUUCUAAUAUUUUUACAAUAACCUUUCAUUUUUUUGCAAUUUAAGAAGUAAUUUUUAAGUUUAAAAAUAACAGCCAAGUGUUUCAGACCCAGGAAACUUAAGGAAACCCACCUGAGAAAAGGAAUAAAACAAAGCAAUGAAAGAGGAAAUAAAAAGAUUGGGAGUCUUCAUGAAACUCCAGUGGCCGUGGCCUGUUUUCUUCUGCCGCGGGCUCCUAACCAAGCAGUGGCCGGCUAUGACCAAGAACCAAUAUGACACCACAUCCAGCUGCAGCUGUGGGGGGUGAACCCUGCAGAACUGCCGGCAAGCAGGCAGCCUGGGCCUACACACACAAGCAAGGGAUUGUGUCCUGACCCCAGGUAAGGGGCGGGUUACCUGAGUUCAGGCAGAAACUAAUCAGAG
Physeter macrocephalus (sperm whale) is the source of this 6901-nucleotide messenger RNA. It is a transcript of the gene MRS2, whose product is annotated as magnesium transporter MRS2. Gene Ontology annotation, molecular function: magnesium ion transmembrane transporter activity. NCBI's taxonomy places the organism in Eukaryota, Metazoa, Chordata, Mammalia, Artiodactyla, Physeteridae. Bases 134 to 1465 code for a protein of 443 amino acids. The record is from RefSeq and is a predicted model, not a curated record. The transcript is spliced from 12 exons. Gene Ontology annotation, biological process: mitochondrial magnesium ion transmembrane transport. Gene Ontology annotation, cellular component: mitochondrial inner membrane.